Messenger RNA from Chondrus crispus (carragheen), 294 nucleotides. RefSeq lists its product as hypothetical. Gene Ontology annotation, cellular component: U4/U6 x U5 tri-snRNP complex; Lsm1-7-Pat1 complex; U6 snRNP. The transcript has a single exon. The record is from RefSeq and is a predicted model, not a curated record. NCBI's taxonomy places the organism in Eukaryota, Rhodophyta, Florideophyceae, Gigartinales, Gigartinaceae. Bases 1 to 294 code for a protein of 97 amino acids. Gene Ontology annotation, molecular function: RNA binding. Gene Ontology annotation, biological process: mRNA splicing, via spliceosome.
AUGCUCUUCUUCUCCUUCUUCAAGACGCUCGAGUCCAAGCUGGUCACCAUCGAGCUCAAGAACGACCUCAAGAUCAAGGGCGUGCUGCACAGCGUCGACCAGUACCUCAACUGCAAGCUGCAGCAAGUCGAGGUUCUCAACGCCGAGCGCUACCCGCACCUCCUGGCUGUCUCCUCCGUCUUUAUCCGCGGCUCCGUCGUGCGCUACGUCCACAUCAACCCGUCCGACGUCAACGUGCCCCUCCUGCAGGACGCCAGCCGGAGAGAGUAUGGCGAGGGGCGCAACGCCCCCUAG